Molecule: messenger RNA, 2199 nt
Organism: Leishmania braziliensis MHOM/BR/75/M2904
Lineage: Eukaryota; Euglenozoa; Kinetoplastea; Trypanosomatida; Trypanosomatidae
Exons: 1
Coding region: 1-2199 (732 amino acids)
Biological process (GO): fatty acid beta-oxidation
Cellular component (GO): mitochondrial fatty acid beta-oxidation multienzyme complex
Molecular function (GO): long-chain (3S)-3-hydroxyacyl-CoA dehydrogenase (NAD+) activity; enoyl-CoA hydratase activity
Source: RefSeq, a predicted model, not a curated record
AUGACACGACCCUUUCCGGCCCCACGUGAGCUGCUGGAGGCCCUUCACGAGGCGUUGUCAUUUAUCGAGUCUCUACCUGCUCUGCCGGAGGGUCCGAGACUCGUGCGCCUCGGUGUGGAUUCGACAAGCGCAGCCGGCGCGUCGUGUGCCUUCCUGGAACCGGAGGGGUGGACUGAAGUUACGUCUAACAUGGAGGAGCGUGUAGCGGCGCAGCUUCUCAAGGAGCGGCUACUGCAGCGCAUCACAGAAGGCCCCGUGCGUCGACUGAGGUACAUCGCAGAGCUGCACACAGCUGAAGUGGAGGCGCCGCUGGUCAUUCGUGACACAGCAGCGGAGCUGCUGCUGGCCUGCACUGAAUAUGAAAUUCGACUCCGUGCGCGGCCUGGUGUGGUGCUGAACGGCACCACAGAAGGUGGUGUGCGACUUUCGUUCAGCGGAAUCGGUGUGGGUGUGUUUCCGGCGCCGUCAACAGUUCUGCGACUCGCGCGAGCAGUAACGGCGAUGUGCCGCGGGGAGGCAGAGCGUACGUUUCUCCUACAGGCGCUAGGUCGCGCAAGCGAACGCGCCACUGGCGCACUCGCUUCUCCUCUGCCGAGUCACAUUGUUGCGGCAGUCAUACAACGCCUGCACGUCUUGCCUCUUGCCGUUUCCGCGGCGCUGCUGAGGGAGUGCAUGAAUUCACCUGGAAGUGCUGGGGAGAGAGCCAUGGAAGUAGCAGGGAAGAGCUCAGCUCAGAAGGCGCACUGGCUUAAUGCAGUGUGGGCGAUGGCGAGGCAGUGGUGGAAGUCGGUGCAAGAACGUAGACGUGGCAGGUGGUUGAUGCACGAGAAAACUCCUGCCACCUACUCCGUGAGCUUGUCCUCCUGCGUCACCGCCAGCGAGGUCUGGAGGUGCUUGUGCGACCUACUUCUCGCACCGGCAGUCGAUGUCGUUUUCACACAGCAGGCUCUCUCGGACCUGAUGCACUCUGCACCGGUGCGCCGGUGCCGGCAGAACUACCUGACGGUGGCGUCGCCUGCGUUCGUACACACAACUACUUCCGCUCCCCCUCUGCCAGCGGUUGUCGUUGACGUCACGCCCUCCUCACUCCAGCGCACGUCGGUGGCGGACCUCGCGUGCGAGAUUCGCGAGCAGCCGGCAGACGUGGUCCUUGUGCUAUCCAAAGAUGUGCGACUGCAGGAGAAACUGCAGUUUCUCGCGUCGCUGCACUUGACAGACACCGACAGUCACCACUGCGUUACUGUAUUGCUUCCCGGAGAACCGGCAGAGGUGGCUGAGUGCGCGUCGCUGACGCGAUGGUCUGCCUGCCUAGUACCGCAGCAGUCAUACUACGAGGCUGGCCCGUCCAAGCUCCACCCAUGUGACCCGUGCUGGCUGCAUCAGCUUGUCGAGGUGAGUGACGUUCGCACCCCAGAGGUUGUCACAGACGGCGCUCUGGAGCCGCAUGUUCCAGCAUCUACAUCCCUUGCUGAGCUCUACACUGCGCAUGCGUGGCGCCGCCCGUGCGUGACGACGCGGACAAACAGUGUAGGGAUGGAGAUGUCUGCUGCGGUGGUCUUUUCAUGGGAGUGGCUCAUGGCAUCUGCCUCCGGGAAAGGCCACAGAAAGGUGCUUGUGGAGCAAUUCCAGCGCACGCAUCUUGCCCCGCUCGUACUGCUGCGCCCACACGCCGAGGGUGACAGCUGCGACGAUGCUGCGCAGGCGUGGUGGAUCACAUAUGGCGAGAUGUCGAUGUCACGGCAACAGGUAGCGAGGUCGGCAACCGUGCAGUCGCUUGUGAAAAGUAUGCGUGCGGCUUGGCUGGUGCCGUCCUCUGCGCCUGGCCUCCCCACGCCUGCUAGCCGUAGCCACAUAUGCGUUGCCGAGUGCGGCGUUGCGUUUCUCUUUGUGCUGGACGUGGCAUGCCAAAGUUUGCUGCGCCGCGCCAUCGAAUCACCAGAUCAGCUCAACGUUCUGUCCAUCGCGGCUCUCGGACUAGACCCCUCUGCUGGUGGCAUCGUGGAGGUGGCGGACGGCGUCGCCGGCGGGACAGUGGAGACACUUGUCGCUGCCAUGGAAGACAUGGCAGCGGUACACGGGAUCCGCUUCGCGUCGCUCCCGCUGCUCCACUGGAUGGUGGAUAAUGAGCUUCUGUUUUAUCAACUGACUCCGCGCACGAUGGAGCACUACCUCAGGCGCUUUCAAGAGCGCCAUGUGUAG